AUGUCUAAACACAACAACCAUUCAUCCUUUCCACUCCGCUCUCCGAAUCACAGCCUCAUCCUUGAAAGCCUUCCCGAAGAAUUAUGGCUCACGAUUAUAUCCUUUGUGGAUUAUCAUUCUCUUUGUGCAUUGGAAAAGACAUGUUGCUUUUUUCGGAAAGAACUUUUAAAUCGGGAUGGAUUUAUGAAAUUAUUAAUUAAUAAUUUAGUGGUGGUGGUGAAUAAUUAUUCUUCAUCACAGCAUGUGAAUAAUGAAAAAUCUGGAUUUCAACAUGUUUUCGAUGAUGAUGAAUUAUAUGAACAAGAAGAGGAUUAUGUUUUUCAAAAUAAUUUUGUUUUUGAUAGUCAUUGCCAUGAAGAAACAGCUGAUUUAGUCAUUCAAGAAAUUAAACAUGGACAUCGACAACGAUCGACACAAAUUCUGAGAGAGUAUUUCUUUGAAAAAAUUAUGAAAGAAGAUUACAGAGAAAUUGAGAGAGAAUAUAUGAUGAAUUAUUUGGUUCUUGAAGAAUUUAAAUUUCAGUCAUUGCGUGAUGUGUAUAUUGCCUGUCACUUGUUUAAUGUCAAUCCAUUUGUCUCAUGGAGAAAGAUUUUACCGACCAAGAAAAAUAAUGAACAAUAUAACGCAAUUCUUAUGGAAAAUGCUGAAGAAUUGUGUGGAUUAAGAGUUCAUUGGAAAGGAAUUGUUAUUCAAAAUUCAAAUGGAAUGCUCACAUGUUAUUUGUAUGAUGAUGACGAAGAUGUCACAGAUUUGUUCAAUAUUGAACUCUCUGCAUUACCAAUUGUCAUCCUUAAACAUGUGAAAAAUCUCUCUGAUUUUAAAUAUUUGGACACUGUUGAAUUCAUUGCUGAAAUUGAAUCCAUGCCAGAUCAUGUGACAAGUAAUAGAAAUUUUCUUGGAUUUAUUCAAGGAGCUCACUCUGUUCUCGAUCAAUUUAGCUCUUCAAUUUCUCAAUACAUUCCUCACUAUAACGCAAUUGACACACUUUUAAAAUCUAAUUUAUAUGUGACUUUACGAGUGCAAGGAGAUGGAACGUUAAUUCGACAAGUAGCGAACAAUAAUUUAGAAAACAUUAAUCUCACUGUGACUCGAUUCACAAAAGAGGCAAAUGCUCAAGAAAAUCAUGGACAGGUUAUUCGUUGGAAUGCACAAAUUAUUUGGAAAUUCAUAUUUGGCACACAUCGAUAUCUUCUUGUGAGAUGCGUCGAUCCUCAAAGCGCUCUCCUUUGUUUGGUCAAGUGUGAAAAGCAAAUUUCCACCAAUUCACUUCCUUCUCCUGGAGAUACUGUUUCCAUUAAGGCAUCCAUUAUUGGAAAUCGAUUGUUGAAUCUGAAAAAAGUGCAUGAAGUGCUAACACAUGAAAGUGUCGACGAAAAAAAGAGGAACACUUCAACGACCUCUUUCCAUCACCAACUCUUUUCAAAUUCUAUUUUGCAGACUUCAGAGUCAACGUUGAUUUGGAAAGUGUUGAGGAUUAUUUUGAAAGUCUGUUGGUGGUUGUAUCUAGUUUUUGCAUGGAUUAUUGGGACAUGUACUGGAUUUACCUUGUAUUAA
Naegleria fowleri is the source of this 1554-nucleotide messenger RNA. RefSeq lists its product as uncharacterized. The transcript has a single exon. Gene Ontology annotation, molecular function: protein binding. The coding region runs from base 1 to 1554 and encodes 517 amino acids. The record is from RefSeq and is a predicted model, not a curated record. NCBI's taxonomy places the organism in Eukaryota, Heterolobosea, Eutetramitea, Acrasida, Naegleriidae.